AUCUCCAGGAACAAUGUCAGCAGUCUGAAACAGGAAGUAGAAACGCAGGUACAGGAAGCUCAAGACCUGCUGAGCGAUGCCCUCAAUAUCGCUGAAGACAUGAGGAACGGCACGGCUACUCUGGAUGAGACGAGGAAUGAUCUGGAAGGAUGGAGUCCGUCUCUCAGGAAGCACGUGGACGCUUUAGUGAUGGACUUGACCAGAAGAGACGCCCUACAGCUGGUGUACAGAGCCGAGGAUCACGCACAAGCUCUCAGCAAACAGGCACAAGCUCUUAACAGUUCUCUGUCUGAGGUCAGGUCUGCAGCAGCAAACGCCACCAGCGCCACUCAAACCAACACCAACCUCAGAGAACACACACAGCUGGCUGAAGAUCUGGCCCACGCAGCCAAUCAGAGCAUUAGCUCCGCCCUCAAUCUGGUACGUCGACCAAUCACAGCUUCAGGAGACUGUUACAUGAGG
Messenger RNA from Sinocyclocheilus rhinocerous, 462 nucleotides. RefSeq names its product laminin subunit alpha-1-like. The record is from RefSeq and is a predicted model, not a curated record. The annotation marks the transcript as partial. The transcript is spliced from 3 exons. Lineage: Eukaryota; Metazoa; Chordata; Actinopteri; Cypriniformes; Cyprinidae.